AUUUUAUUUGCUAAUUUUUGUUAAAUGUCUGAUUAACACAUAAUUGUAUGUAAAAUGUGAUGUGAAUGAAAUGACGUGAUGCAUAAAAAACAGGGAGCGCAGCAUCCUGUAUCCUCUGGAAUUCUAAAUCACUUACUCGCCGCUGAUUGGCUGUUGAGUUUGGACCCUUGUUGGGAUGGACCUGUUGGAUAAAAGGAGAAUUUCUAGAGGGAUCAUGCGUAUUGCGCCGUGGACGUGCACAAGGGACCCACUCGUAUGUGAAGAAGGGAAUAGUCUCAGAGGCACCAUGACAGGAAAGGAUGGGGCUGUUUUGUCGGAAAGUUUGAACAAAUCAAAAUCGGUUUGUGCCGCUGAGAACGCGGGAAAUAACAAUCCACAUCUGUCAAAGAGCAGCACCACACAUCCGCCCAAAUGCACGGGCUUCGGCAUCCAGGAGAUCUUGGGACUAAAUAAAGAGCCAUCCUCGGCUCCGAGGAGCACACUGGACUCGUUCCCUGCCGGGGCGCACCUUCUCACCAGCAGGUCGAUGCUCGGUCCAGCUGGUGUUGGGGUUGGGAUGGGAUUAAUUGGCCCUGGAGGUAUUCCAUCGUUCUACAGCCAGCCCGCGUUUCUUGAGGUGCUUUCAGACGCGCAGAACAUCCAUCUGCAGCCGCUCAACAGGACAGUGAGGCCGCUGGAAACGAACCAGUCCGCCAGCUCAGAUUCAGAGGAUGUCUCUUCAAGUGAAAGGAAAGUAUCAAAAUCUUCACUGAAUCAGAGCAAGAAGAGAAAAAAGAGACGACACAGAACAAUAUUUACAUCUUACCAGCUGGAAGAACUGGAGAAGGCCUUUAACGAGGCUCAUUAUCCGGAUGUGUACGCCAGAGAAAUGCUGGCCAUGAAAACCGAGCUGCCCGAGGACAGAAUACAGGUGUGGUUCCAAAAUCGGAGGGCCAAGUGGAGAAAGCGGGAGAAGUGUUGGGGUCGUAGCAGCGUGAUGGCUGAGUACGGGCUCUACGGUGCCAUGGUGCGUCACUCCAUCCCUCUGCCUGAGUCCAUACUGAAGUCUGCUAAAGAUGGCGUCAUGGACUCCUGUGCUCCCUGGCUUCUAGUUCAAGAUGGUUUUCCUACCACCAGCUGCUUUUCUAAACACGAAUACCCACCAUUCUUUGCAGGGAUGCACAAGAAGUCCCUGGAGACCGUUGCAGUCCAAUCAAAUGAGAAGUCAGAUGUCACUCAGAAACCGACCAAUCCCAAGCCGGAUGAAGCCGCCGAAGCUGAGGAAAGGAGGACAGAGUCACCCAUGUCCAAAGAGGAACUGAGGGAGAACAGUAUUGCUGUUCUCAGGGCAAAAGCACAGGAGCACAGUGCCAAAGUGCUGGGAACGGUUUCCUCUGAGAGACUAGAGCACAAAAUGGAGACGUCAGUGACAGAGGAGAAGUCCAGCGAACAGUUAGACGCAAAAGAAGAGGAAAAGAGUUCUUAGAUUAUGCACUGUAAUUCAUCCCUUCAUAAUGCCAGAAAACAUAGGCUUGGUGUGAAAAUAUCUGGGCUGUUUUAUCUUCCUCAUAUUCCUGCACUGAUCUCAUGACAGCACUGGACUUUUGAUUGAUUCUCAAUGUUCCUCUGCAUUUUAUUUUACAUUAGCAAGGUUAAAACCAUUUAGAAAUGUCCAGUAUUUUGAUAGCAGCAUCAGUCCAUCAUGCCAGUGAUCAAUAGCUUUUUUUUCUUCUUCUUUCAAAUAUAGGCCUACAAAAAUUCCAGCCAUAAAACUUCUAUGAAUAAGUAUAGGGCCCCUUUAUCAUGUUGGCAGCCUCCUCAGUGCUGUUUGCAAAAUUGCUCAAUUAAAUAAAACCAUAGAAGUGUGGAUAUUUAUGAUCUAAUUUUAAUAUUAAGUAAUAUUGUCAUCAGAAAAUUAUUGGUCAAGAACUCCUACUGAGCUUUGAAAGAAGAGAAUUGAAGUGCUUUUCAUUUUAAUUUUGUACAGUACCCCGUCUUCAAACUCUCAGUGGUAAAAAGUUGUAAUAGAGUGUAUUGCUGUAUAUAUUGUAAAUUAAAAUAGCCUGCUACAGUAUUGUUUGAACUAUACAUUAAUGUACUGUAGUCUUAUGUGCUUUUUUUCGUAACAUGUAAAAUGUAAAACAAAUUAUAAAAAAAAAGAUGAACAAUACUAACCUGUUUUACAUCAAGUGUUUUUU
Messenger RNA from Cyprinus carpio (common carp), 2177 nucleotides. Its product is annotated as visual system homeobox 2-like. Gene Ontology annotation, biological process: regulation of transcription by RNA polymerase II. Gene Ontology annotation, molecular function: sequence-specific double-stranded DNA binding; DNA-binding transcription factor activity, RNA polymerase II-specific. Lineage: Eukaryota; Metazoa; Chordata; Actinopteri; Cypriniformes; Cyprinidae. The record is from RefSeq and is a predicted model, not a curated record. Gene Ontology annotation, cellular component: nucleus.